AUGAAGCAGGAAUCCCUGAUCUUCCAACGCAGAGCAGCCCGCGAGAUACUCUUCUUUACGAUUUCGAGAAACCGCAGCCUCAGUGAAGAGAUCUUCUGGAGCCAGGUGCUGCCGCAUAUGCAGACAUGUCUCGAGCAAGAAGGCUUUGAAUGCGUCGAGUUGACCAGACGGACUGGGCAGGAAGGUAUACUCGCGAGCGUGCUUGUGGCUCUGGGACUGUGGGACAAGGCUACGAAGGUCUUGGAGCAGGCCGUUGCCGCUAGGCAAGAAAUCUUUGGCUAUGCGGACUUUGCAACUAUAGGAGCAUUGUGGGAUCUGGCCAAGGUCUAUUGA
Molecule: messenger RNA, 333 nt
Organism: Colletotrichum orchidophilum
Lineage: Eukaryota; Fungi; Ascomycota; Sordariomycetes; Glomerellales; Glomerellaceae
Exons: 1
Coding region: 1-333 (110 amino acids)
Molecular function (GO): protein binding
Source: RefSeq, a predicted model, not a curated record